Molecule: messenger RNA, 1821 nt
Organism: Ichthyophthirius multifiliis
Lineage: Eukaryota; Ciliophora; Oligohymenophorea; Hymenostomatida
Exons: 3
Cellular component (GO): cytoplasm
Source: RefSeq, a predicted model, not a curated record
AUGUAAAACAACAAAAAAACUUGUUAUUACGAAAUACUAGGUAUUGAUAAAAAAGCAACAGAUGAAGAAAUAAAAAAAGCAUAUAAAAAGUAGGCAUUAAAAUAUCAUCCAGAUAAAAACACUGAAGAAGAUUCAAAGCUAAUUUUUUAAUAAAUAAGUGAAGCUUAUGAAACAUUAAUAGACCCAAAUGAAAGAAGUUGGUACGACUCUCAUAGAGAUUAAAUAUUAAAAGGGACAUAUGGAGAACCUAUGUCAAAAGAAGAAUAAGAAUAAAAUACAUACGGAUUUAAUAUUUGGCCUUAUUUUAGUAGCAGUUGUUAUGAAGGAUUUGAGGCAAGUUAAGAAAAAAAUUUUUACAGCAUUUAUUCUGAAGUUUUUGAAAAAAUAAAAAAUGAAGAAUGGAAUGCUUACGAAUAUACUGAUGAUCCAGAAGUUGAAAGUUAAAAAUAUUUUAAACCUGAACCUUUUGGAAACUCAUAGAGUAGUAAAAAAGAAGUUAUUGAAUUUUAUAAAUGGUGGAGUAAUUUCUUUUCUUAUAAAUCCUUUAGUUGGUGUGAUGAGUACAAUAUCAAUGAAGCUCCUAAUAGAUGGGAAAGAAGAUAAAUGGAAAAGAUUAAUAAAAAAGAACGUUUUUAAGAAAAAAAAAAAUACAUUAAAACUAUUAAGGAGUUAGUUGAGUUUGUUAGAAGAAGAGAUCCUAGAUGGAAAAAAAUAGAAGAUGAAAGAUAAAUAGAAGAAGAUAGAAAAAAAGAAGAGAUUAGAUUGAAAUAGGAAGUUGAGAAAAAAAGGAAAUAAGAAAAAUUAAAAUAAUUAGAAGAAUAAUUAACUAAGAAAUAAAAGCAACUAGCGAAAAUGUCAAAAAAAGAUUAAGUUAGCCGGGCCGCUUAAUUAGAUGAAGAAUUUAGAAUUUAUAAAGAAUAAUAAUUGAAGUUUUAACAAGAAUAAGAAUAACUAUAAUAAAUUGCAAAUUUGGAAAAAGAAAAAGAAGAAGAGGAAGAAGAAGAAUAGGAAUACACUGAUUUUAUUUGCGAAUUAUGUAAUAAAGGAUUUAAAAAUAAUGAAACACUUGAGAAACAUAAUAAUAGUAAUUCUCAUAAAAACAAGAAGAAAAAAAUUCAGAAAAAACUUAAUUAAUAAAAUAAUAUAGAAACUAAUUAAUUUGAUAAUGAUGGAUAUUCUGAAGGAUCUAGUUUAUAAAUUAGUUAAUAAUAGUAAGAAAAGGAUGAAUAAGAAGAAUAAAACAUUAAAAAUGACUUUAAAAAUGAUAUUUAAAUAACUGAUUAUUGGAAUUAAAAUACUUAGGAAAACAAUGACUAAUAAAAUAAUGAAGAUGUUGAAAAAGAAGAAUGGAAGGAAAAAGUUAUUGUUGAAAAAGAAGAAGUAGACGAAUGGAAUAGUAUGAAAGGAUUAACAAAAAAACAACAAAAUAAAUUAACACAUAUGUAAGUUUUAAAAUAGAAAGAAUAGGAAAAAUAAUAAAAGGAGUUAGAAAAAUUACAAAGAAAGAAAGAAUAAUAAAAAUUAAAAAAAUAAGGAAAAUAAGGUGAACAAUAAUAAUAAUAAGAAGAAGAAGAAAACCAAAAUAAUAAUUUUGAAUCUAACUAAUUUAAAGAUUAAUAAGAUUAGGAAAAAGAUUAGCUAUAAAUAAAUAAUGAUGAUAAAUAAAAUCAAUUAUAAUAAAAAUAAGAAGAAGAUGAAUGGUAUAGUAUUAAAGUUUAGCCUAAACCUUAAAAAGUAGAUAAAAAAAAGAAAAAAUGAGUUAUUUAUAUUUUUUUUUUAUUCCAUAUAAUGUAUUUAAUAUUAAAAUAAUUUAAUUCUUUU